Chelonia mydas (Green sea turtle) is the source of this 2274-nucleotide messenger RNA. It is a transcript of the gene EMC8, whose product is annotated as ER membrane protein complex subunit 8. NCBI's taxonomy places the organism in Eukaryota, Metazoa, Chordata, Testudines, Cheloniidae. The transcript is spliced from 5 exons. The coding region runs from base 268 to 957 and encodes 229 amino acids. The record is from RefSeq and is a predicted model, not a curated record. Gene Ontology annotation, cellular component: EMC complex.
CGUCGGCGGACUCCCUCCCCUUCGCGUCCCCGGGUGGCGCUUUGCGACAGCCGGCGGGGAGCGCGAGGGCGUCGCGUGUGGAGGACGGAGGCGGGAGCUGGCCUCUCAGGGGCCGCCCGGACGGAGCCUCACGCGGCCCGGCGGGGCAGCCCCAGCGUCUCCUCCCCCCCACCUCCGCCGCCUAUGGUGCCCCCCGCCGCGCCGUGAGGCGAGGCGAGGCGGGCGGAGCUGGGGACCGGCCCCCGCGGCGGAGCAGGGCGCCCCAGGAUGAAGCUGACCACCCAGGCCUACUGCAAGAUGGUGCUGCACGGAGCCAAGUACCCGCACUGCGCCGUCAACGGGCUGCUGGUGGCCGAGAAGCAGCCGCCCCCGCCCCGCAAGGACCAGCAGCCCCACGGGCAGCCGCAGCCCCACACCCUUUUCGUGGACUGCAUCCCCCUCUUCCACGGCACCCUGGCCCUGGCCCCCAUGCUGGAGGUGGCGCUGACGCUGAUUGAUUCGUGGUGCAAAGAGAAUAGUUACGUGAUAGCUGGAUAUUAUCAGGCUAACGAGCGUGUGAAAGAUGCCAGCUCUUAUUUCCUACUGGCUUCAGCUGAAAUAUAUAGUACAAUUAACUUGACCUUCUUCUGUAGUCCAAACCAGGUCGCUGAAAAGGUAGCCUCCAGGAUUGCAGAGGGCUUUAAUGACCCGGCACUCAUAAUGGUGGAUAACACUAAAUUUACGAUGGAGUGCAUAGAACCUGCCAUUCAUGUGUAUGAGCAUCAUGAAAACAAAUGGAGAUGCAAAGACCCACAUUUUGAUUAUUGUGAAGACUGGUCUGAAGCCCAGAGGAUUGCCGCAUCUCUCUUGGACAGCAAAUCCUACGAAACCCUUGUGGAUUUCGACAAUCACCUAGAUGACAUCCGGAAUGACUGGACAAACCCAGAGAUCAACAAAGCUGUCCUACACUUAUGUUAGGGAGGCUUCCACUGACUGAUUUAUGGCCAUUUCCACUAUGCUGAAGAUACUUCAAAAAAAAUAUUUUUGAAUGUAAAUAGAGUUAUCUUCAGUACAUUCUGGGGAACGCCAACAGCAGAUUAAAAAAGAGUGGCAUGUCACUUGGAAAAGGUAACGUGCCCAUAAGCAGUCAAAUCUUUUUAAUGAGAAUCCUUAGAAGAAAUACAAACUGUCAGUUAUAGGCAUCCUUGUGGAUUACGUCCCAAUUGUAGUGAUUGUUGCUAUAACCUUUAAAACCAGAACUACUACUGCUUGUCCAAAUUGUUCAUAUUAAAAAGUUUUGACUAACCUUUUAUAAUCUUUAGAGAGAGUAAUUUUUAAAGAUUUAUGAACUAUCUUUCAAAAAUGAAUCUCAUCCUUAGAUGAGAUGUUUAAACUCUUUAAGUCACAAAUGUGUAAACAAAAUCCAGUGGUAACUGGUCUUUUGACCUGGUUCUUAACUGGCAUUAUAUUGAUGCAGUAGAAUAAUGCUAACUGCUAAAGAUUAUACUCUGUGCACAUAUUGCAUUUGUUCUGCAGCAGUUUAGCAUAUCAUAGCUACAGAAUAACGUGUACUGAAAGCAAUAUUCCAAAUGCUGCAGAGAUUCCCAACCACGCUGGGACUACCAACCACAAUUGUUACCUAAGACCUAGUUACAACCAAGGUCAAAACAAAUCUUAACUUUAUGAUUUGUGAAAAGGACGUAGAGCACAUUAAUGGUUUUGAAUCAACUACAAGGCUCUGUAGGAGUUGAGAAAACAAAGACGAGAAGAGUAAAAUGCCAUCUUGAUUAUAUGCAAUCUUUCUAUCUGGAUUUUAAACAGAUACUCUUAAUUCUGAGCUGAUUCACACACUGUCAAUUCAAAUAGGGCUGAAAUGUACCUAUCUGUGAAUUAAAGGCAACUGAUCUGUCUUUAGCAUAUGGAUCAAAGGAAACACUCUAGUUAUUCUUAAAUCUAUCUGUUUAUCUAAUUAAUAUCUGUUUCUAACAAAAGUUUACCAGUUGAUGGGGAAGCUUUAUAGCAGAAUUUCUUUUGUCAUUUUUAUAUGUAUUAUUUUGUACCAGGUACACCAAAGGCAUUGUACCUUACCUUCUGUCUUUCUUUUAAUUAUGUUACUAUAGAACUUGUAACAACUUAACCUGGUGAACCUAAUGAACUUGAAAGGAUAAAUUUUAUAUCAUUCAACACUUUUUAACAGUAACAACAAAUGGAAGAAAAAUGCUUUAGCUGACCAACUGCUAUUGUAGCUUGUCCCCCACCACCUGAAAAUAAACUUGAUGACAUGGGGAAUGUCAA